Molecule: messenger RNA, 6270 nt
Organism: Drosophila elegans
Lineage: Eukaryota; Metazoa; Arthropoda; Insecta; Diptera; Drosophilidae
Gene: pigs
Product: GAS2-like protein pickled eggs
Exons: 10
Coding region: 757-3783 (1008 amino acids)
Biological process (GO): microtubule bundle formation; actin crosslink formation; regulation of microtubule polymerization or depolymerization
Cellular component (GO): microtubule plus-end; stress fiber; cytoplasm
Molecular function (GO): actin filament binding; microtubule binding; cytoskeletal adaptor activity
Source: RefSeq, a predicted model, not a curated record
UACAACCGACACCGCGCUGAUGGUUGAGUUUCGGUUUCCGUUAAAUCUUUUCAAAAAACAUUUCGAAAAACAUGCGUUAAACUACCGGCAAAAGAUAUCACUGGAUGAUAUUUUAUUUGUUUUACGAGAAUAUAUUGGUAUUAUGAUAGUUCCAUAUAUUCCUCACAACCCAAUCGUUUUUGGGACGUGACGCGGGAUUUUUUGUUUAUGUUCUAUUGCAAACCUGUGUCCGAAAAAAAACCCUUUUUCGAAAAGAAACCGCGAAGUGAAGUGAAAAAAUUCGAAUCCCUUUGUGAAUAUUAAAACAAUAUACCCGCAAUAUUGAUACUAUUUAAUAUGAUUUCAUAUAAUUCGAUGCGAAAUUUCUCACAGAAAUAAUAAACAAAAUUUGCAUAAACAUCUAGCGAUUGGCGGAGAUCUUUAAAAGGUUCCGGCUCCAGCUGAGGAAAACCAAACAGAAAAGACCAAGAAACCGAACAGAAGAAGGCGCACAGCAAAGAGAUAUCAACACCAAAUCGCUUGAAUUCGAACCCAAUCGAAACGCUAAUCCGAACCAGACGCAAUGCACUGCAGCCAAAAGCGUAACGAAAAUCCGACGAUCAAUCUUUGCUAAGGUCGCCCGAAAUUCCCCAAUACAAGGAACAUAAAAAAAAAAAAAAAAAAACAAAUACAUAAACUAAGCCCAAAAAAUCGAAAGCUAAGGCAAAGGAGCUGUGAAAUAGAAUUUUAAGGGGAUUCACAAAGCACAACUCGACGAUGGCCAUGUUGGAGGCAAGGCCGUACAGGCCAUUUAAAUCCAGCGAGGAAUAUCUGGAGGCCAUGAAGGAGGAUCUGGCCGAAUGGCUCAGCACACUCUAUCCGGAGCUGAGCAUCAAUGCCGAGAACUUCAUGGAUCGACUGGACACGGGCGUGGCAUUGUGCAAGCACGCAAAUUAUGUGAGACAGGCGGCAGAGGAUUAUUUGGCCCGGCGACAGGCCCGCAACAAAUCGAUGACCCGAUCCAUGACCUCUGGUCUAGCGGGUCCAAUCCUGGCCCUAGGUAACGUCCAUUACCUUCCGGCCGCCAAAAGCGGCACAUUCUUUGCCCGCGACAAUGUGUCCAACUUUAUAACCUGGUGCAGGAAAAGCCUGAAGAUCAUUGAGUGCCUGCUGUUCGAAACUGACGAUUUGAUUAUGCGCAAAAACGAAAAGCACGUUAUACUCUGUCUUCUGGAGGUGGCACGCCGGGGCGCUAAAUUUGGAAUGUUGGCUCCCAUGCUGGUGCAAAUGGAGCGACAAAUCGAUCGGGAGAUCGCCGCCGAUAACAAGGCCAAUGGAGUUGGCUCCUCGGAAAGCGGUACCCAAACGGAGGCAAUUAAUUCUGGUAAUAGUAUGGCCACAACGACAACAAUAACGACCACCACAGUGGAGACGGAUCUGUAUGAUGACAGUGAUGAUUCAGAGACCGAGGACGAUGGCGAUGAGAAUCCCGUGCUGAUGUACGGCCCCCAGCCCCAGAUAAUCACCAACGAUCUGAAGAGCCUCGAUGAGAUGGUCAGGGAUUUGGUAGAGAAGUGCACAUGCCCCUCGCAGUUUCCCAUGGUCCGAGUGUCCGAGGGCAAAUAUCGCAUUGGCGACACCAAAGUUCUCAUCUUUGUGCGGAUCCUUCGUUCCCACGUGAUGGUUCGAGUUGGUGGCGGCUGGGAUACGCUCUCCCAUUAUCUGGACAAGCACGAUCCGUGCCGCUGCCGUGCCCAACAUCGCAGCUCCGUGGCCGCCCGUCUCAUUCCCCGCCAGUCCCCGAAUCACAAUCCCAGCAAUGGCAUCGAGCUCCAUAAGGCCCAGGUGAUAUUCGAGAGGUCACCACCAGCAGCUCGUCGCGUGUUCAACAGUCCCAAUUACAAUGGGGGAUCGGGAUCGGGAACGGUCACGGGAAUGGGAGCAGGAUCCUCGGCAGCCGGCACAGGAGCAGUGGGCGUGACCCCUCCUCCUCCGAUCCAGAACGGCCACAGCUUGUCACCCAAUUCGGGAAAGUACCGCAGUCGCAGUCCGACGCCACAGCGCAAGUUUCUCAACCAGCAGACAAGCGGAGGAGGCAGUGCAUCCGCAACGGGAUCCAGCCAGACGACAGUCACCACAGAAUCCUCCAGCAGUCAGCUGCUCGGAUCGCCCAGUCUGGCCAGGCGCUCCAUGUCGCCAAGUCCUCGCCGGCUGAUCGAUAUGCGCAAGAAGCAGAGCUCCCUGGACUCGUACAGCAGUGGUCCCAAAUCGCUGCCCGGCUACAGCUGCUCCCUGGAGGAGGCAACUGGAGGAGGAGGAGCAGCGGUUCCGGUCGGAUCGGCAGCAGGAAUGGCCGGCACAGGAAACGGAGGAGGAUCGGGCCCAUCGACGGAGCAAGGUGGUGCCAACAAGUUCGAGAAUAUCAGCGACAAUGGCAGUGAGAUCAGUGACGAAGGCUACCGCAGCCUGGGCGUCAUCCAAUCGGGUGCCCAGAAACGCGAGUCCCUGCACAGUCAGGCCUCCAUCGAGGACGCUGAAAGCAAUGCGCGUCUGGAUCAGACCUCCAGUGACUCGCAGAUCUCGCCCUCCGAUGAGCCGGCGGAGAAGACAGCCGUGGAUAUUCUGGAAGAGCAGGAUCUAAGCAGCCAGGACCGUGAGGAGGAGCACGAGGACUACUCCGUGUGCGAUGGUCCCCAAUCCCUGCCGGCGAUUCUCAGCGGCGGUGCCCACAAACUAAAUGAUAAAUUCGAGCAGUCCGGAGUCUUCAUAACCGACGACGAGAUCACCGUGGACAUGGUGACCAAGGCCGAAGACGCAUCGGUGACUCCAGUGGCUGGAAUACCCACUCCCAAUCUCAGCAAGAUUCCACGCUCACCACUGGCGCAACGUCGUCGCCGGAGCAUCGAUAAUAGUACGUGCGGUGGUGUCGGCGGAAGUCUUCAGGAUUUGACCAGCCGCUCGGGAUUACCAGCUACGGCUGCCUUUAGCCGUAAGCAGCCGGUUUAUCGAUCCGUGCGAACGCGAAACUCAACGGGAGCCACGACGAACACGCCCAUUCCGGUGGCGCCGCCCCGAUCCCGUCAAGCCACCCAGUUGCCCAUGGUGCGCGAUGUCACGAAUACGUGGAGUGGCCGGGCCACUGGGGCACCGAAACGUCGACCUCCCUGCAACGCCGACACCUUUGUGGCGCCCACAAAUGGACAAGGACUGGGGGCUGGAUCCUUUGAGCGCAAUGGCAAGGGACGCUCCUCGCAAAUCCUCUACGACAGCAAUGGUCGGCGGGUGAGGAGCGGAGCACCGGGAUGUACCAGUUCGCUGACCACGUCGCCAGUGAAGAAUCACGCCUCCUCACCGCUGGCCCAACAACUCCUGGAGGCGGCCAGUAGCGCCAAGAACGAUACACAGAUUCUGGAGAAGAUGAAGUCACUGCUCUCACGCUAUGCGGCUGGCAAUCAAGCGAAAGCGGGAGCAACGGCAAAUAAGAUCAACAGUAAUGGCAAGAAGACACCGGUCUACGAGGACUUCACCACGGCCUGGGUGCACAGCAAUGGGAAUCUGGAGCGAUCGGAGAGCUGUUCACCGCCGGCCAAGGCCCGAUCCAAGCGGAGCUCCGCCGCCAGUUCCUGCGAGAGCAACAACUCGAAUGUGGGUGCAGGAGCAGGGGGAACAGGAGGAGCAGGAGGAGCAGGAGGAGCUGGAGCUGGAACUGGAGGAGCAGGAUCAUCCAGUGUGGUAUCGCCCAGGCGGGAGAGGGGCAUGUCCAAGAUCCCGGCGCCAGUGCGCCAUCACACAGAGCUUUACUAGCAGCGCCGGAGGACGCCAAGCGUCCGGGUCCGUUUCCAAGCCAAGUCGAGGGUUUUUUAAAAACAAGCCUCCAAGCGAGCAGAGGAGCUAAACGCUGAAGUGUCUGGGGAUUGGGGGUAGUACAUACAUUAAUGCAUAAGAUAGGGUUAGAGCAAAGCUGGAAUUGUCGUGUGUGUGCGUGGAGAGCGGGAAAAGGAUGAAGAAUCAGGACAGAAUCUGCAAGAGAAUCAGAAGAUGUAGAACCAUUCAAAAGAAAGGGCAAUCAAAAGAAAACCCCUAUAAGUCCAGUAACUGAAAGGUGAAGAACUCUAGAACAUUGGAGAAUCGGAGGUGAUCCCACUCCAAAAAAGAAAUCCAGGGGAAAGCCAUAGAUAUAGGAUACCCAAGACAGAAUCAGGAUCGGGAAAGUGUCGAGUGGAGAAAGUGAAAACUGAAACUGCCUCAAGGACAGACAGGUCAGAAUCCCUAGCAGCCAGAGACCCCCAAGCAUAUCCCUCUUAUAAACAGCUCUCUGUAAGUAAGCUUUUCUUAAAUUCAACUAUAAAAAAAACCCUCUGUAAUCGUCGUUAUAUAAGCUCCCGUAUAACCACUUAAUAACCUACCUUUAUGCGCAGACUUCAAUUUUCUUGAGCUUCAUAUUUCCAAAGUCAGUUAUACAUUUUUGUGACUCUAUCGUAUACGUGCAUUUUCGUAACCCAAAUCGAAAGCAUUUGAUUUGUAUUUAACGUAAGAUAUGAAUUUUGGGAUACCCCCAUUAAGCUUCGAUCUGUGCUGAUCUAGGGUAAUGAAUUAACCAUAUAUACAAUCCAAAUUUGAGACUCGAGUAAAAAUUUUAAAUCAAUUUUUUUCUAGGCCUAGAACAGGAAUUUUAGAUCUACACCAAAAGCCACAAAAGCAAAACAAUAUCGAAUAUAUCUAUUAAAAAAGCAUAGGCACACACACACACUCACAAUUGCAUACACAUAGACGAAGCAUAUACAUAGUUUUCUAGAAAUUUUUAAAGUAAAGCCAACCAAAUUCUUCAGAUUCGUUUCUUAGCGAAGCAGAAUACAUUUAUUUUUGUACGCUUGACCAGAAAAACCGUCGGAGAUCGUGGGAUCUGAAAAGAAGAAUAGCUUUUAGACAACUCGACUUUUACAGUAUAGCUAUAUAUAUACAAGGAAAAGUGGAUUCGGUUAGAGAUAUAUAGAAAGCAUAGCUAGGAAAUGAAGCGAACGCCCCCGCAAAACACCUCCGAUAUGUGGGUGCUCCUUGGUCUGGGAACUCCAAAAUCACGCUCUUCAAAACCACAAACCUGCACCACCAAAAACACCACACACACACACCACACUAGGAAAACAUACAGUGCGUUUCGGAACUGUAAGGCAGUUAUAAGAAGUUUAGUUCGAAUUUAAUGACCGUUUAAUCGCACUAUAUAUUAAAAGAAAAAUUAGCUAACUGUAUCGAAUUAAUCAAAGAAAUGCAAAAUCAAAGCGAUUCGAUAACAGCCCCAAAACGCAUUGUAAAUUACCAACAAUACUUUAUGACACACAUAAAAUAUAAACACAAAACAUGAUAAAACGGUCACAAAAAAAAAAAAAAAAAGAAAAAUAACUGAGAAACUAUAGCUUUUGAUGGGACAUACGGAUAUCGUAGAGCGAACGAACGAACCAUAGCGUAAUUUUCAGAACUUUUUAAAUUUCUACAACUAUAAACCAUACAUAUAUACUGAUUAUUAUUUUUUUUCUUUAGCUUUAACAAUGUUAACAUAUAGUUUAGUACAUCGUACCUAUGAUCAUAACUAUAUAGAUUGUAAAUUGUGUUUGUCUAAUUGCCCCCAUGUUGUAUAGUUCUUAUGUACUCGUAAAAUCGGCCUUAAUGUUCAGUCUGUCGAUACCUUAAAUAUCAGUUUUAUAUUGAAUUUUUUUUUUUGAUUUUGUAUUAUUUCUUUUUGAAUUUAAGUUGCGUUUUUUCAGCUUUUUAUUGUACACCAAAUGAUACCAAUUUAUGUAUAGAAUCGAAAUGGCGAAAGAGAUCGCAACCAAAAUAAUUAAUGAUUAAUUGUUUAACAAUUAAAUUAUUCCAAUACACACACACAUACACACAUAGACAAAAAAUACCCAUACACAUACACACCUGACCCGUGGUGAAUUUAUAAUUAUAGAGAAUUAAGCAAUUUGACCGAUUUGCAUGCCAAAAGGUUGAUAACAAUUCGAGCAAAGAGAGGAGGAGAUUACACCACGGGUUCUCGAGCGCUGGCCAUGAUGAGCAUUGCAUCGCAUCGCAUAUAAUAUACAUAUGUAUUUGGAUAUAUAUCGCAGAACAUAUAAAGUGUAUUUUAAAUACAGCUAAAAGUGUAAUUAUCAAUUCAUUUCAAAAGCAAACUAACUAUUACAAAUGGAAUAGAUUAGACCGCAAGGGUGUACUCUAAGCGAACCAGCAGCAUAAUUGAUUUUAAUCACAAGAAUUUAAUUAAUAAAAGCCUAUAUACAAAUAUAUAAAAACGAA